Molecule: messenger RNA, 1328 nt
Organism: Notolabrus celidotus (New Zealand spotty)
Lineage: Eukaryota; Metazoa; Chordata; Actinopteri; Labriformes; Labridae
Gene: tcta
Product: T cell leukemia translocation altered
Exons: 3
Coding region: 209-514 (101 amino acids)
Source: RefSeq, a predicted model, not a curated record
UUUACUGCUGUCGCGAGCUAACGGGGCUGCACUGGGCUGCACUACGUAACUACGUCAUCUCCCAUUCUCCCCGCUGAUAGAAACAUCUGAACAUUAGAGAUGGCGACCAGUAUGUCAAAUGUAACAUAGCCCUAGCGAUGUUUUUAACAUUGCCCUUUGGAUAACGACCCCCUCUUUUGAUUUCACGUUCAAUUAGUAACCGGACACAAUGGAGGAACAGUGGGAUUUCGAGUUUUUGUCCCGAAUCGCUGAUAGCUGCUUGUCAUUCCUCUCUGAAUUUGUGGACGACUGGCUCGCAAACGACAUGAGAGUAUGCAUCUUUAAAAUCUUACUCGGCUGGUUAAUUUUUAGUCUUAUCGCCAUACACUUCGCGUGGAAAUUCUACGGGAAUACAGUGAACGAUAUGUACUAUCGACAGGGGACUGGACAGAACGGGGGCACACCUGAUACAGCCCCUCACUUCAGUGGAUGGGAAAGUAAAGCAGCAGCAGAUCUUAAGACUCAUCGAGAUUGACAGGACCACAAUGCUGGACUUAAGACUUGAUCCAAGUGAGAGGAGGACAGUUUACAUUUCCUACAGAGUUAUGUUUUGCUGAUAUCCAAGCAACUUCAGUGCAUUCAAGACCAAGCCAACUUCUGGCAACUGCCCAGAGGAAAAUCUGCUAUCACUUUUUAUUCUUACCAAAGUGUCACACUUAAAUACACUUCAUUACUUAUCAAGUGCUGUGUUUUUUAUUUUGGCCUGUUAGGAUUGUUCAUGGAAAACCAUACUCUGCAUUAAAAGCUUUUUUAAUGAGGUGUCAGUAAAAUGAGAAAAAUAUUCACGAGUUGUUUUCACAUUAUGGUUGCUUUAAUAACAUAUUGCCCUUUCAGUUUUCCAAUUUGACCAAGUGCAUGAAAAGGGUAUUAGAACUUGAUUUGAUUAUUUAAGACACUAUUUUUUCAAUACUUGACACAUGGGCUGAUGUGGAUGAAUUUUUUUAAAGUUAGAAGUAAGUUAUGUGCAGGUGGGAUAUGGCAGAGAGGAUCAUCUCUAACACUGUGCCUUCAUGAAAAUACACAGCCUGUAUAUAUGAUCCAUGCAAAACAGCUCAGGUUUUUCCCCCCUUAAAUUUUAAUAAACCGUUCCUCAUGAGAUGUGGAUCCAAUUUGUUAAUCUUAGGUAUUCACCCCCUUCUGACACAAACAAACUCAGUACAAUUAGGUACACAUUUAAAAUGUCUAAAUUAGUUUUAUUUUCAGUUGACCUGUUACACAUGUCAGAGAGCUUGGUUUAUUCCAGUGUGACUUAGUAUAAAAUAAUAAAAUAUGAAGAGUUGGUUGAAUAA